This is a messenger RNA of Danio aesculapii, 1775 nucleotides long. RefSeq names its product general transcription factor IIIC, polypeptide 5 (gene gtf3c5). Bases 93 to 1673 code for a protein of 526 amino acids. Lineage: Eukaryota; Metazoa; Chordata; Actinopteri; Cypriniformes; Danionidae. The transcript is spliced from 11 exons. The record is from RefSeq and is a predicted model, not a curated record. Gene Ontology annotation, biological process: transcription initiation at RNA polymerase III promoter. Gene Ontology annotation, cellular component: transcription factor TFIIIC complex.
GAUGAUUUUAACAAGAGGACAUGUUUGUCUACAUGCUGUUUACUUGGACAUUCAGUCACAGCAAUACACAAUUAUAAAGAUGUUUUUACCUUAUGCAUAAGCGUCAAACGAAAAUGGAUCCUGUGAAUACAAGCGAGGCGGUCAUGUCAGGCACAGAAGUGAGAAAUAAAGGAGAAAGCAGAGAUGAAGCUGUUGUGUUGGGAAAUUCAGCAACAUUAGCUCUUUCUGACACGAAUCUAGUGUGUGUUGAAUAUCCAGCGGUGGUCAACAAUGUGAACAGAAUGCUGGACAGCAUUGGAGGAGAACAAGGAGUGUCAAAAACAUAUGCAGACUCUUCAAAAAGAAUUGAGCUUCGCUUUCGGCCAGGGGAUCCGUUCUGUCAUCCUGCUUACGGCAAUCGCUACUCCUCCACCAACCUGCUGCUCAGAGUUCGACGAAGGACCCGCAGAGGGAACAGUUCAGAGACCCAAAUCAGCAUGGAGAUAGUAGGACUUAUAGGAACCACCUAUAAGUUUCAAGGAAUGGCUGACUUCCAGUAUCUGGCAACUCACAGCGAUCCAGAAGGCAACCAGGUCUCCCUGUACGACAAGAUCAUUUUGCGCAAACCAGAGAAGAAGGAAUUCUACGACAACCCUGUGCCUCUUUUCAUUCCUCCCCCUAUUUUCUCUCGUCUGGACAUGCCUGUGGAUUACUUCUAUCGGCCUGAUGUAAUGCACAACAAGGACACUGCGUUUCAAUCCGCUCUCAUGAAAGAUCAUAUUAUCGCCCCAAAUCGGGCUCGCCGGCCAAACAAUGCCAUUUUUGUCAACUUUGAUGACAAGACCAUACCAUCAGAACCUCUGGAGGCUGCAGUGGCCAGCUGGAAGAAGCUCUGUGUUCAUCCUAACGAUUUAAAGGCCGAGAAGCAAAUCACACAGCUUUUCGAGAAAAGACCCAUAUGGUCUCGCAACGCCGUCAAGGCCAACAUCAACAUCCACCCUGAGAAAAUGAAGCACCUCCUGCCAUUUGUGGCAUACUACGCGUUAACAGGGCCAUGGAGGAGUUUGUGGGUCAGGUUUGGAUAUGAUCCUCGAAAGAUACCAGGAGCUAAAAUCUACCAGGUUUUAGACUUCAGAAUCCGCUAUGGAAUGAAGCAUGGAUUUGGUGUCAAUGACAUGCCAGUGAAAUCCAAGAGAAGUGCUUAUCAUUACAGCCGCCCAACUACUAUCAACAGGGCAGUUCCUCUACCUGCUAGUGUGACAGACAUCCCCCAGGAAAGCACUUCAUCUUCAGGACCUGUCACUGCAAAGUACAUGCUUAAGGAAUCCGUCUACAUCUUUCGGGAAGGAAUGCUGCCUCCAUAUCGACAGAUGUUCUACCAGUUGUGUGAUCUGGAUGUAGAAAAAAUACAGAACAUCAUCCAUAAGAAUGAUGGGAAAGAGGAAGUGUGUGAUGAGAGAGAUGGCUGGUGUGUUCCUCACACGGCCGAUGAGCUCAGAAACAUCAUCUCAGGAAUGAUCCAGCAAUACGUCAAAGCCAACCGCCCUGGUCCAUCCACCCAGAAGCCUGUAAAAAGAAGAGCCAAAGUUGACAGCGGAGAAGAGGAUGAUGAAGAUGAUGACGAUGAUGAAGAUUUCAAGCCCUCUGAUGGUAGCGACAAUGAAAUGGAAACUGAGAUUGCAGAUUACAUGUAACUGCCCUUUAGUUUCAUCUGUGGAACUAAUACUUUUGAUAUGUAAAUGGUAGUGCUGUCAAAUGAUUAAUCGCAUACAAAAUAAAAGUUCAUGUUUUUCAAA